UCGAAAGCGUUAGUCAAGUGUAUUGUACAAUGAAAAGGGAUUACAUUGCAUUAUGUCCGUCAGGUCAUAGUUUUUACACAGUUAUAUUUGGUGAAGUCGUGCGUGGCGAGUUAUGCAACAUUUGGUGUAAAAGCGCCCCAUAAUAAGACGUUCAGAUAUUGUGACAUCUGACCUACUUAGAUGAUUUUAACUACUUGCAAACAUCAAAGAACUAGGAAAUCUUUCGGAAAUUGCGUCUUUCCGUGAUACAUUAUUGGAACACAGUGCCGUGGCUAGUAGUUUCUGGUACCCAUAUAAAACUUGGUUCAAUACGUUUCUUAUUUCAAAUUACUUUCCCUUUUAUUAUUAUUCAAUAUGCAAUGGCAAAAAUUGGAAGAUGGAUAACGAAAAAUAUAAUUUCGAUGAACGAUAAUGUGGAUAACGCAAACCGGCAACGGGUACCGGCAUUGAACACACGGCCCUGGAACUCGUGCUGUCAGAGCGCAACGGUGCGCCGGACGCUCGCUUGACUAAGGGAGUGCCCGUCCCGAUGCAAAGUGUAAGUGAAGUGGCCUACAGACCUACAUUUGUCUAACGUUCGAUUUUUUUCGAGUCGGCAGACAGGAGGUUAAUAAUCCGCGCGGGGCUUAUUUUUCCGCGGGCGUGUGUGAUGUCGCUGUUGUGUGAUAUACUGAUGUUUGGUUGAAAGAGACGGUGUAGUUUCGGUACGCUCAGACGGCGCUGGCCGGCGCGGGGAGCGUAGUAGUAAAAAGAGAGGAGGAUAGCAAGAGUGUGCGCACACAAAGAGGAAGAGAGAAGGACAGAGAAAGAAGAUAUCAGGCAAGAAUAAAGGAAAGAGAGAGAAAGAAGAAAUAAGAGCGAGUGCGCGUUCUCCUGUUGGCUAGAUAGAGAGAAAAGAAGUGAGACAGACAGAUAGAUAGACGGGGGUUAGAAAGAGAGCGAGGGCACGUAAGAGAGUGUAAGUGUUUCGAAAGAAGUGCGUGCGCUCGAGGACGACGUGCAGGAGGAGGGACCCCCGUCUGUCUGUCUGCUGGAAUGCACGAGGGCCGAAUGGCUACGGGGACAGGGGAAGGUGGGGGCCAUACGGCCCUCGAGAACACCACUGCGACGGCUCUUACGGAAUCAUCGUCAUCCUCUUCCUCCUCUUCCUCUUCUUCCUCCUCUUCCUCCUCCUCCUCUUCCUCAUCCUCGGUACCAACUAUCCUGACAGAAAACAACACGGCGAUUAAUCUGCCUUUGACUGAAUCUGAACAAGAAACCCUUCAUCAAGUACAACAGCAUCAGGCUCAACAACAGCAACAAACACAUUCGCAAUCAUCGGUCAAUUUGGUCACCGAUCUGCAAACAAACGAUACAUCAGGAGCCGGAAGCGGCACUGGUGGCAGUGGAGGCAGCAAUGGCGCGGCAAACGGUGCUGGAGGUGGUGGUUGCGGCACAUCGACAGCCCUCGAGAGUAGCGGCAGCAAUUAUACCGGUGGCGGUGGUGCCGGUACCGGUGGUGGAGGAGGAACGGGUGGCGGCGGUGGUGCGGGUGCCGCUGGCGGUAGUGGGCCCACCGCAGGGAAUGCCUCUGCUGGUGGUGGCGGUAGCGGUAGUGGUGCGACCAGCGGUGCAAGUGGCGGCGGAUCCGCUACGGUAAGCGGCAAUGUCGCGAUACCAACUACCACCUACUCAUUACCAACUGGUACCCUCUGUCAUCCCGGAUUGGGUCAGGUCGGGGUUGGUGUCGUGACCGGCUCGAUACCGUGUCCGUCCGAAUUCCCCGAUACCAAGGACAUCAUCAUAGAAGAACUCUGUCCGGUCUGCGGCGACAAAGUUUCCGGAUACCAUUACGGGCUACUCACUUGUGAAUCCUGCAAAGGUUUCUUCAAACGCACCGUCCAAAACAAAAAGGUCUACACGUGCGUCGCCGAGAGGUCCUGUCACAUUGACAAAACGCAAAGAAAGCGGUGUCCCUACUGCCGUUUUCAGAAGUGCCUCGAAGUCGGCAUGAAGCUUGAGGCCGUACGAGCGGAUCGGAUGAGAGGCGGUAGGAAUAAAUUUGGACCUAUGUACAAGAGAGACCGAGCGCGGAAGCUACAAAUGAUGAGACAACGGCAGCUGGCACUGCAAACGAUACGCGGCAGCCUCGGUGACCCAUCGAACUAUCCCUCCGCCGUAACGCCUUUCCUGCAUAUUAAACAGGAAAUACAAAUACCUCAGGUCUCGAGUCUAACCUCUUCUCCAGAUUCGAGUCCAUCCCCCGCAGCCGUGGCCGCUGGUUUGGUCACGACACAAGCUGGUAGCGGAGCUGGUCAGCAUCAACUGAUCGCACCGUCUUCCCAGCCAAACAUUUCUGCUGGUAAUCACCUGCACAAUCUCAACCCUGGCCUGGAUAGUAAGCUCUGGGCUGCCAAUUCCACCACCCCGAGUCCGAAGGCUUUCAACUUCGGCGAACAGUCCACACAAUCUCAUGGAGCCACUGGUUCCGCACCCUCUACCGCCACGUUGAAAACUAGUCCGAUGAUAAGAGACUUUGUGCAAACAGUCGACGAUCGCGAGUGGCAGGCAUCGCUUUUUGGAUUAUUACAAAAUCAAACGUACAAUCAGUGUGAAGUGGACUUGUUCGAAUUAAUGUGCAAAGUGCUCGAUCAAAAUUUGUUCUCUCAGGUGGACUGGGCAAGGAAUUCUGUAUUCUUCAAGGAUCUCAAGGUUGAUGACCAAAUGAAGUUGCUACAGCACUCCUGGUCAGAUAUGUUGGUGCUCGAUCAUCUUCAUCAAAGGUUACACAAUAAUUUACCUGAUGAGACUACGCUUCAUAAUGGUCAAAAAUUUGAUCUUCUUUGUCUCGGCCUACUCGGGGUUCCUUCUUUGGCAGAUCUUUUCAAUGACUUAUCGUCCAAACUUCAGGAACUCAAAUUCGAUCUUUCGGACUAUAUAUGCAUGAAAUUCUUGAUGCUGCUCAAUCAUGAAGUUCGUGGAUUAGUUAACAAGAAACAUGUACAAGAAGGUCAUGAACAAGUUCAACAAGCUCUUUUGGAUUAUACAUUGACGUGUUAUCCUUCUAUACCGGAUAAAUUUAACAAGCUGCUAGCAGUAUUACCAGGAAUUCACGUGGUAGCGAGCAGGGGAGAAGAUCAUCUUUAUCAAAAACAUUGUAGCGGUGGAGCACCAACUCAAACUCUUCUCAUGGAAAUGCUUCAUGCUAAAAGAAAAUGAAACGAUAAAUUCAUUUGGCAUUUUUGCCAUGAAUUAGUCUAUUGCUAUAUCUCAAAAAUCAAGAUAGAGCUCCUUAUUGUCAAUGUGGACCUCAAGUACCUAUUAAGAGCUAAUAUACUACUGCUUAGGUAUUGGACCAAGUUAAGGAGCUCUGGUUCAAAAAAUACCUAUGCAAAUGAAUCAAGUAUAGACGUACAUAAUUUACAUAUAUACAUAAUAUAUGUAUUAUAAAAUGUAUCUAAAUAUAUAAAUAUAAUGACAUAUAUUUUCUAUA
This is a messenger RNA of Apis cerana (Asiatic honeybee), 3472 nucleotides long. RefSeq names its product ftz transcription factor 1 (gene ftz-f1). Gene Ontology annotation, cellular component: RNA polymerase II transcription regulator complex. Gene Ontology annotation, molecular function: zinc ion binding; RNA polymerase II cis-regulatory region sequence-specific DNA binding; nuclear receptor activity. NCBI's taxonomy places the organism in Eukaryota, Metazoa, Arthropoda, Insecta, Hymenoptera, Apidae. Gene Ontology annotation, biological process: regulation of transcription by RNA polymerase II; tissue development; hormone-mediated signaling pathway. The record is from RefSeq and is a predicted model, not a curated record.